Nyctereutes procyonoides (raccoon dog) is the source of this 5064-nucleotide messenger RNA. Its product is annotated as GPI ethanolamine phosphate transferase 1. The transcript has 31 exons. NCBI's taxonomy places the organism in Eukaryota, Metazoa, Chordata, Mammalia, Carnivora, Canidae. The coding region runs from base 322 to 3168 and encodes 948 amino acids. Gene Ontology annotation, molecular function: mannose-ethanolamine phosphotransferase activity. Gene Ontology annotation, cellular component: endoplasmic reticulum membrane. The record is from RefSeq and is a predicted model, not a curated record. Gene Ontology annotation, biological process: GPI anchor biosynthetic process.
CAGAGGGAGAAGCAGGCUCCAUGCACCGGGAGCCCGACGUGGGACUCGAUCCCGGGUCUCCAGGAUCGCGCCCUGGGCCAAAGGCAGGCACCAAACCACUGCGCCACCCAGGGAUCCCUCAAUUUGAGUCUAUCUGAUAUACUCCCAUAAAUACAUCGAGGGAGAUUCACCAACAAAAGUAAAUUAUAGACUGUCUUGAAAAUUCCCAUGGACUUGAUCUUGGCAGUUAAUGGCAUACUGUCUUACAGUAUUAUUUAAAUGAAGUUUCAUGUUGCUUAGUUUUCCUUCAUCUUUCUUGAAGAUUAAUUAGUUACCCUGGAUAUGCUGCUCUUCUUUAUUUUGGGAUUGCUUGUACAUUUUGUGUUCUUCGGCUCCAUCUUUGAUAUUUAUUUUACAUCUCCUUUGGUUCAUGGAAUGACUCCUCAGUUAACGCCAUUGCCUCCUCCAGCAAAAAGAUUAGUACUAUUUGUUGCUGAUGGCCUGCGGGCUGAUACACUUUAUGAAUUAGAUGAAAAUGGAAAUACUAGAGCGCCAUUUAUUAGGAAUAUCAUCAUGCAUGAAGGCAGCUGGGGGAUAUCUCAUACACGGGUGCCAACUGAAUCCCGGCCAGGUCACGUAGCCCUGAUAGCUGGGUUUUAUGAAGAUGUCAGUGCAGUUGCCAAAGGAUGGAAGGAAAAUCCUGUGGGAUUUGAUUCUCUUAUUAAUGAAAGCAGGUACACAUGGAGCUGGGGAAGCCCAGAUAUCUUGACUAUGUUUGCCAAAGGUGCUAGUGGAGACCAUGUUUAUGCAUAUAGCUAUGAUGCUGACAAUGAGGAUUUUGGUGCCCAGGAUGUAACAAAACUGGAUACUUGGGUUUUUGAUAAUAUGAAGGAAUUCUUUCAUGCUGCCAGAAACAACCAAUCUUUGUUUUCUAAACUAAAUGAAGAAAAAAUAGUUUUUUUCUUACAUUUAUUAGGAAUAGAUACAAAUGGACAUGCUCACCGACCAACAUCGAGGGAAUAUAAGGACAAUAUUAAAGUAGUUGAUGAGGGAAUUAAAGAAAUUGUAUCCAUGCUUGAAGAUUUUUAUGGAAAUGAUGGGAAAACAGCAUUUAUCUUUACUUCUGACCAUGGAAUGACAGAUUGGGGUUUCCAUGGGGCUGGUCAUCCUUCAGAGACUUUAACUCCUUUUGUCACUUGGGGAGCUGGAAUCAAGUAUCCCCAAAGAGUAUCAGCUCAGAAAUUUGAUGAUGCAUUUUUAAAAGAAUGGAAAUUAGAGAACUGGAAGAGACAAGAUAUCCAUCAGGCCGAUAUUGCACCAUUAAUGGCUUCUCUUAUUGGAGUUCCCUUUCCCCUUAAUUCAGUGGGUAUCCUUCCUGUAGAUUAUCUUAACAACACUGAUCUCUUCAAAGCAGAGAGCAUGUUUACAAAUGCAGUACAGAUUCUUGAACAAUUCAAGGUGAAAAUGACUCAGAAAAAAGAAGCUACUUUACCCUUUUUUUUUACACCAUUUAAGUUGCUUUCUGAAUCUAAACAGCUAAACAUUUUACGAAAAGCCAGGUCUUAUAUAAAACAGAGAAAGUACGAUGAAGCAGUCUCCCUUUGCAAGGAGCUGAUUCAGCUUGCAUUAAAAGGCUUGUCCUAUUAUCAUACUUAUGACAGGUUCUUCUUGGGCAUCAAUGUUGUUCUUGGUUUUGUGGGAUGGACAUCUUAUGCUUCUUUGUUGAUCAUCAGGUCUCAUUCCAGCUUUACUAGAGGUGUCAGUAAAGAAGUUAAGAAACCAAGCCACCUCCUGUCAUGUAGUUUUAUAGCUGUUGGUGUUUUAGUAGCAUUUUUCCUGCUGAUUCAGGACUGUCCCUGGACUUACUACAUAUAUUGUUUGUUGCCAGUGCCAAUAUGGUAUGCUGUGCUAAGAGAGUUUCAAGUCAUUCAGGACUUUGUCAUAUCACUGUUGACCUUUCCUCCAAGUCAGUUGGCUGGCUACCUGUUCAUCUUUACCUUGGGAAUUGAAGUAUUAGUUCUCAGUUUUUUCUACCGCUACAUGCUCACAGCUGGACUUAUUGCAUUUGCCUGUUGGCCAUUUAUCACUCAGCUAUGGACUCGAGCAAAGAGCAUCUCACUGAGUUGGAUUUUCUUCUCUUUGCUCCUGGCAGUAUUCCCACUGAUGCCUGUUGUAGGAAGAAAGCCAGAUAUCUUUCUAGUAAUAGGAGCUGGCUCGCUGGUUCUUCUGCUGUCCCUGUGUGUUCUAACAUCUCUCAUAAAAAGAAAAGAUCGUUUUAUAAAUGAAGAGCUGCUGUUACAUCUGUUUCAGAUGCUGAGCAUAGUGCUUUCCAUGUGUGUUGUGUACAGCACCCAUCACAGUCUACUCAAGAAACAAGGACUGCCUUUUUUAAACCAGAUCAUUAGCUGGAUAAUAUUAGCCUCUUCCUUCGUCCUACCACUACUGAGUCCUACAAGUCUCUUUGAGCGGUUGUUUAGCAUACUUCUUUCCUGGAUGUCAGCCUACCUACUGCUAAGCACAGGGUAUGAAGCUCUCUUUCCAUUAGUAUUGUCGUGCUUAAUGUUUGUCUGGAUACGGAUGGAACAAGAAACUCUGCAGCAAUCCGGUGUUUCCUAUAGACAGAAGUCACAAGGAUAUUUAUGUUGUCACAAGUCAAUUCAUGAAUUUGAUCAUAAGGUCACCAGUCUCCAGUUCACCUGUAAUCUUGAUAUAACCCAGUUUCGACAUCUCUAUCUGGAUGACAUCCGGAGGGCUUUUUUCCUUGUUUUCUUCUUAGUGACAGCAUUUUUUGGAACUGGGAACAUAGCUUCUGUUAACAGCUUUGAUCUUGCCUCUGUCUAUUGCUUUCUGACUGUGUUUAGUCCUUAUAUGAUGGGAGCCCUGAUGAUGUGGAAGAUUUUAAUCCCCUUUGUUCUUGUGAUGUGUGCUUUUGAAGCGGUUCAGUUAACUACCCAGUUAUCAUCAAAAAGCCUUUUUCUCAUGGUUCUCAUCAUAUCAGACAUUAUGGCUUUGCAUUUUUUCUUCUUGGUCAAGGAUUAUGGCAGCUGGCUUGAGAUUGGAACAAGCAUUAGCCACUAUGUGAUUGUCAUGUCCAUGACCAUCGUUCUAAUGUUGCUCAAUGGCCUGGCACACCUACUCACGACAAAGAAACUUGAACUCUAUGGCAAACCCAAAAGCCACCUCAUAUGAUGCUGCUGAAGCCAUCAUUCAACAUCUGGAUCCUGUUUCUCAUUUGCCUUUUAAACUAAACUCUUAUCAAGGAUUCAGUAAGAAAAUGGAUAUUGAUAUACAGCCAUAUUCUGCUCCUAAAAAAGAAAAUUGUAUGUGGAAUUCUGAAUUUACAGGUUGUCUGGAAUAAAGGAGCCUCCAUUUUCUUUAGGUUUUGUACAUGUGAAAUAGUGGUUGUAUCUGUCGAAAAGCUUAGUAAACUUUCUCCACUUGCAUUUUCUUCCUUUAGCUGGCAGCUCUUCUCACUGAUGUUUCAGAGCACCUGUUAACUGUGCAAUUCCCCACACAUGCAAAGGAGGAUGUGCUCCCUUGGGGGCGGACCGAUCACAUCCAAAAUCCGUGAUGGAGAAACUUGAAGGAAAUCACCAGGUGGCACCAUAAAUAUUUAUCAACUCUCAGCACUGGUUUUACAAGUAGUUCUAACUACUAAAUGCUAACACUAGGAAAAUGGUCAGGAUCUGUUACUUCCUGAAGCUUUAGUGGAAACAGUGCUGGCCAGUGUUUGCCAUUCUCCUUCAGAGUGCACCCAUACCAUCGUCUUAGUGCUGUCUCCAGGGUGUCCAUCAUAUACCAGCAGAUGCAUGUUGUCCCUUCACUCCUUUUUUUUUUUUAAUUUUUUUUUUCCAUUUCUGGAUUCCCAUUGGAAUUUCUAGAGACAGAAAGGUAGAAAAUGCUUGGUAUUUGUGUUUCAUUCAAGGGAAGAAUUUUUAAAGGAUAAUUUUUUAAUUGUAGACUCAGUAUCUGUUACCCCCAUACCUUUUAUCACAUGUUUUGACAGAAUUCUUUAAGUCACUGGUUAAACUUGCAACAUCACAAAAAUCAGUGUUAACAUUUCCUGUCUUCUAGUUGUAAGAUCCUAUCCCAGAGGCCUAGAGUCUUCUCAUUUAAUUUAAAUUUCUGUUUGUAAACUAAUUCUAAUGGACAAAAUAUUUUGAGAGUAAUUUUUAUUUGGGUUUUUCAUAAAGUAACCUUUAUUUUUUUUUAAAGUAACCUUUAUGUAUUACUGUAGAGUUGGCCUUUUGCCUGUGGUAUGCCAGUAGAUUUUGGCUGAUGCUAAGCUUUGCUGCUCUAAGUCUCAUUCUUAAAAAAUAAUUGCUUUUGAAUUCAAUUAUAACAUUACUAACAUUAAUAACAAAAAAGUCCUCUGCAAAUUACCGUGUUUUUCAAAUUGACAGGUGAGUGAACAAACACAAUUUAGAAGAUUCAAAAAUCAGUUUGGCAAAAUGUGCUUUUGUAAUUUCUGUUCAUAAUGAAGUGUGGUUAUAAUUUGUGUGUGAUAGUACUUCAUGGUAUACCAAUGACAGCACCAUACUCCAAGAGAAGAGAUCAAUGUCAGUAUAAUACCACGUGUCAGUCUGUAAUACAAAAUCUCAGUCAACAACUAAGAAGCUGCCAUAGCAGGUGAUGACACUGGCAGAUAUAAAACCUAUGAACUUUCACAUUGUCUUAGAGGAUUUGUAAUCCGUUUUUUCAUGAGUCAGAGAAAACUUACUUUAUAAACACCAUUUUAACUCCUUUUAUGUCCAGUUUUACUUUCUAUCUUUUCCCAAAUUUUCACACAGAGGAAUUAAUGAAUAUUUUAUUACAGCAUUGUAAAAGGUGCUCAGUGCUUUAUCUUUAUUUUGUUCUUUGAAGCACAUCUUUUCCUAAUACUGUUUUGAAUCAGUGUGCCUACAAAACAAGAAUAUGUACCUGCAGCCACAGGCUGGGAUUGCUGCACUGUUUACUGGACCCCUCAGGCUUCCUUGAGAACAUUUUGCUAGACAGGCCUUUUCUGUUCUGCAGCUUGUCAAAUAUCUUAAAAGUGUUUUAAAAUAUUUUUAUAUUAAUAGAAAAAAUAAAUAUGAUUUAAAUGUA